Molecule: messenger RNA, 616 nt
Organism: Stegastes partitus (bicolor damselfish)
Lineage: Eukaryota; Metazoa; Chordata; Actinopteri; Pomacentridae
Product: smoothelin-like protein 1
Exons: 3
Coding region: 1-477 (158 amino acids)
Source: RefSeq, a predicted model, not a curated record
AUGGGUUUAAUCAACGACCAUGACUUGGACAGACAUCACUUCAGCGUGGUGGUUGAUUCUGGUUUCACAGCUUCAUCACGCUGCCAUGUUUCACUUCGUUCUGUCUGCUCUCAGCUGGAGAUCACAGAGGGGACGCCUGAUUUAGGAGUGACGUCAUACUGGACCGACGCAGAAGGAAACGUGGUGUUCGGCCCAAACACCCCGAAGGAAAAGAUGAAAACCAGUGGGACGAAAAUGCAGAAGCGAAAGGAAUCUGUUAGUAAGCCUCCUCCUGUGGAAAAGCAGGAAGAGGAGAGCAAAAGCAAGGAGGUAAAAGAGGAAACAAAGCUGGAAAAUGUUGCAAAUAUUGCUGCAGAAGAACCAAAAGCUUCAGAAGAUGCAAAAGAAGAUUUGGUUGAUGAGCCGCUGACUGCUGACCAACCAGAGGAGCAGCCGGCAGAGGAGGAAGCAGAGGCACAGCAUGAAGUCACUGAAUGAACAGAGCAGAAAGAAGCACAUUUUAUCCAAUAAGUUUGAUGUGCACUUAUCAUAACGUUGCAUUUUCUCCUAUAUAAAGUAAUAAAAACAAUAAUUUGUACAUCUGCUCCAAUAGAAAUAAGCGGUCUCGUCACAACCU